AGGAGCGCUAAAAAUAACCGAGAACUCAUUUGCGCGUUGAUCGGCUUAGGCUCUCGUGACAAGUGUUUAGGAUCAUGCCAUGACAUUUGAAAAUAUAUGAAAUAAACGCUCGUGACAAGUAUUGUUCGUGUUCACCAGCUCCAUUUACAGCAUCUGAAUCUUUUACCUACGAAAAUACGGGGUUGAAUUGAUGUAAAAGGCAACGCCAUACUCAAAUAAUUGUUCAAGAUGUUGCGGAGUUUAAUUUUUAUAUUUUUUCUACAUUAUCUAAUAAAUUCUACAGCAUCUGAUAAGCCAUGUGACCCCGUAAAUUUUGGAGAGGGUAGCAUCGUGUGCAGAUGCAACUCCACUUACUGUGAUGAGUACGAUGAUCCGGUGCUCCCGACUGAAAAUGAAUUCAUAUGGUACGCAUCAAGCAAAGCUGGCUUAAGGUUGCACCGCGAAAAUGGAAAAAUUUCUUCUACCACUCGUUCGUCUCACAAAAUUAGAAUAAAUGCAAAUAAGCGAUAUCAAAGUGUAGAAGGUUUUGGAGGUGCUUUUACGGAUGCUGCUGGAAUAAACAUAAAAAAUCUCAGUGUAGAAGCUCAAGAUAAUUUACUAAGCUCGUACUUUGGUCCCAAAGGUGCCAAAUACAAUCUGGGCAGAGUUCCGAUAGGGGGUUCGGAUUUCUCAACCAGGGGUUACACGUACGACGAUACUCCUGGUGAUGAGCGACUAGAGCAUUUCAAUUUAGCAAAUGAUGACCUUGAGUAUAAAAUACCGGUGAUGAAAAAAGCUCUUGAAUUGAAUCCCGAACUUCGUUUCUUAUCGGCAGCUUGGACCGCUCCAAUAUGGAUGAAAAAUGAGCCCAAAUACUACGGCUACAGUUAUCUUCAAAAGGAUUAUUAUCAAGCCUUUUCUAAUUAUCUGAUUAAAUUUUUGGAAGCUUACAAGGAGCAUGGUCUCGAUAUGUGGGCGAUUUCUACCGGAAAUGAACCCUUUACAACCUUGCUACCAGUUAAAAUAAGUUCCAUGUUUUGGGCACCGAGUACCGUGUCGAAGUGGGUGGUUGAAAAUUUUGGGCCAACAUUACAAAAAUCAAGCAGCAACAAUACAAUCAUUUUGAUGGUGGACGAUCAACGAUUGUACUUGCCUUGGUUCAUGCUAGCUGUCAAAACUUUUGAUAAGCAGGCUUUAAGUUACAUAAGCGGAGUUGGAGUACACUGGUACACCGACGACUUUGUACCUGCGUCUUUCCUCGACUUGACUCAUAAAUUUAUUCCAGACAAGUUUAUCUUAAUGACAGAGGCUUGCGUAGGUGACAAACCUUGGGAGCAUCCAAAAGUUAUAUUAGGUUCAUGGGCGAGAGCUGAAAGACUGAUGGGUAAAAUGUUGCAGAAUUUGAACCACUGGGUCACGGGUUGGGUUGAUUGGAAUUUAGCUCUUAAUGAACAGGGUGGACCGAAUUGGAUAGAAAAUUUUGUCGAUGCUCCAAUAAUUGUUGAUGGAAGUAUCGAUUCGUUUUAUAAGCAGCCAAUGUUCUAUGUAUUGACCCAUUUCAGUAAAUUCGUACCUCGAGGAUCCGUGAGGAUCGAAAGUAUUAGCCAAAAUGCACAUGUACAGUCGAUAGCAUUUACUUCAAAAUCCGAUCAAACGAUCGUCAUUUUGUUCAACAAAAGCGAGAAAAAACAACAGAUAUCGGUGGUGGACGAUCGUGUCGGUGCAAUCGACAUUGAGCUACCAGCGUCUUCGUUCCACACUAUUCUUUAUAGUGGAUCUUCUAAACUUUUGUAACUUGUAAAUAGUACAAUCAUAUAAACAUUUUUUAUAAUAAUUUUUUCAAAAAACUGCGUAUGAAUAGUUUUUGGAAA
Messenger RNA from Trichogramma pretiosum, 1850 nucleotides. RefSeq names its product glucosylceramidase-like. The transcript has 8 exons. The record is from RefSeq and is a predicted model, not a curated record. Gene Ontology annotation, biological process: glucosylceramide catabolic process. Gene Ontology annotation, molecular function: glucosylceramidase activity. NCBI's taxonomy places the organism in Eukaryota, Metazoa, Arthropoda, Insecta, Hymenoptera, Trichogrammatidae. Bases 229 to 1773 code for a protein of 514 amino acids.